GUGUUCACUCGAUUCUUUGUUUCUAUGAUUGAGACAGGAUGGCAAGAACUAAGCAGACAGCACGUAAAUCCACCGGAGGCAAAGCUCCCCGCAAGCAGCUAGCCACCAAAGCUGCCAGGAAGAGCGCCCCAGCUACCGGCGGAGUGAAGAAGCUUCACCGUUACCAGCCAGGGACUGUAGCUCUCAGGGAGAUCCACCGUUAUCAGAAGUCCACCGAGCUGCUCAUCCGCAAGCUGCCCUUCCAGCGCCUUGUCCGUGAGAUCGCUCAGGAUUUUAAGACCGAUCUGCGCUUCCAGAGCUCUGCCGUCAUGGCUCUGCAAGAGGCUAGCGAGGCUUACCUGGUGGGUCUCUUUGAGGAUACCAACCUGUGCGCCAUCCACGCCAAGAGGGUCACCAUCAUGCCUAAAGACAUCCAGCUGGCUCGUAGGAUCAGAGGAGAGAGAGCUUAA
Molecule: messenger RNA, 449 nt
Organism: Pelobates fuscus (common spadefoot toad)
Lineage: Eukaryota; Metazoa; Chordata; Amphibia; Anura; Pelobatidae
Product: histone H3-like
Exons: 1
Coding region: 39-449 (136 amino acids)
Cellular component (GO): nucleosome
Molecular function (GO): structural constituent of chromatin; protein heterodimerization activity; DNA binding
Source: RefSeq, a predicted model, not a curated record